AUGAAAGAUUUAAGAAAAUUGUCUGCAUGGUUCCUUGGUUUAGAGUUCAUUUUUGAAGAAGGUAUGAUUAAAAUUAAUCAGACACAAUAUAUGUUGAUAUUCGGUUUUGAGCCCGCAGUCGGGAGUCCAAGCGGGCGCGCAUGCGUAAGUGGUUGUUCUUAAAAAGCAUGGCGAGUUAUUUGAGCUUAAUACAGACUUGUAGUCCCUUUUAACAUGGUGGCAGCGAUGUAUCCUUAAUUAUCUUAAAGAUCCUUAGUAUUUUGUGAGUAUCUAUAUUUAUUUAAAUGGAAAUGGCACAAUUUCAUCUACCUUCAUCGCUCGAUCUGACAGACCGUAAUCUGGCAGAUAGCUUUAAGGAAUGGAAACGUCAGUUACAGUUUAUAUGGAAGCUAGUGGGAAUAAUAACAAGCCGAAGCAGCGACAAACGGCUAUUAUAUUACACUGUGCAGGCCCGCAAGUCCUUGAGGUUUAUGAUAAUUUUGAAUUUGAAGGAGAAAAUGACAAAAAUAAUCCUGUUAAAGUGCUCGAAAAACUAGAGGAAUAUUGCAAUCCACGACAAAAUGAAGUUCUCCAAUCCUUUCGCUUUUGGCAAGUGUCUUUCCAAAGACCUUUUGACACAUUCCUAACAAAGUUGUACUCUUACGCUGAUUCAUGCAAUUUCAAGGAAAAAGAAAGACUGAUACGAGACAAGAUAGUCUUCACUGUAACCGGGGAGCAACAAGAACUGUUAUUACGACUCGAGAGACUAGUUUAGACUUGAAGAAAGCUGUAGAAAUAUGCAGACCCUAUGAGAUCGCCUCGAGAAAUAAAAAGGAAAUGAGUGAAAGCAGUCAACUGCAGAAGAUUGAGCAGAUAGCUGAUACGAAAUGCUCAAACUAUGCAUCAAAGCAACAUCCUGAACGAUAAAAGAACAGGAAUAACGCUCACAUCCUGAAAGGGUUCAAUUUUUGUGGAAAGUCUCAUCAAGCCAUUAAGACCAAGUAUCCCGCCUGGGGAAAACUCUGUAACCAUUGUAAAGGCAGAAACCAUUGUGAAGUCAAGUGCAAGAAAGUACACACACUAGAGACAAAGAGCAACUCUGAUGAAUCUGAUGACCCCGAUACCAACUGGCUUCCAACUGUGGAAGUUCCCAAUAAAACCCGUGCCACUGCUCUGAUACAAGUAAAUGACUGUGACACAAUAUAUGUUGAUAUUCGGUUUCGGCAGAUUUCAGCUUGACACUGGAGCCGAUGUGAACACACUGUGCCAAACGUUUGUACGACCAACACACGUGGAACACACCACACAGAAAUUAAUCAUGUGGAACAAGUCCACGGUCAACACAUUGGAAGAAACUACCCUGAAGAUCACAAAUCCAAAGAAUGAAGAAGAAACCGUGUUCGAUUUUAUUGUUGUCCCAAACAAUUAUAGCUGUCUUCUAGGACUCUCAACUAUCCAACAAAUAGGACUACUUACAAUCAAUGAUGGCAACUUCAUAACCCAUAUAAGCACUGACGCUAAUCAGUUAGGAUCGUUUGGAGAAACACAACUGCAUGUUGAUCCAAAUGUCCCACCAAGAGCACUUCCAUGUAGGAAACUGCCACUAGCAUUGCAAGAGAAUGUUAAGGAGGAACUUAACCACUUAGUUGAAGCUGGCGUACUGGUACCUGUGAAAGAACCAACUGCUUGGGUAAGCCAAAUGGCAGUUGUAAAGAAACCAAACGGAUCUUUAAGAAUCUGUAUUGACCCACAACCAUUAAAUGCAGCCCUGCAAAGAGAGCACUACAAGCUACCAACACUAGAUGAUGUUCUACCUAGUCUCAGCCAAGCACGAGUAUUUAGCAAACUCGACGUGAAACAAGCCUACUGGAAUGUCCAACUGGACAAUGAAUCUAGCUUACUCACCACCAUGAUUACACCAUUUGGACGAUACAGAUGGGUCCGGCUCCCAUUUGGGCUCAAGGUCAGCAGCGAAAUAUUUCAACGAAAGCUCUAUGAGGCACUUGUUGGUCUCAUUGGUGAGAUAUGCAUUGCAGAUGAUCUGGUUGUGUAUAUAUGGGAGUGGCAACACAAGAGAAGAAGCUGAUUCUGAUCAUGAGCAGAACCUCCUGGCACUGCAGGAAAGAUGCGCAGAGAAGAGAGUCAAGAUGAAUGAUGAGAAAACUGUCCUGAAGCAGACAGAAAUCAAUGUUAUGGGCCAUAUUAUCGCCAAAUGAAGGAGUCAAAGCAGACAAGUCAAAGGUAGAGGCUAUCCUUGACAUGCCGGCCCCCACAGAUGUACAUGGAGUGAAGCAGCUAUGUGGAAUGAUUCAGUAUCUGGCUAAGUCUUUGCCCAACCUUGCUGGUGAUUUGCAACCCAUUCGAGAGCUGACGAAGAAGGAUGUGGAGUGGAACUGGUCAACAGAGUGUCAAGAAGCAUUCCAGAAGGUCAAGGAAAAGAUCACAAACACUCCUUUGCUCGCAUACUUUGAUUCCAACAAGGAGCUACUGUUGCAAGUAGACAGCAGCAAAGACGGACUCGGAGCAGCUCUGAUGCAAGAUGACAAACCAAUUGAAUAUGCCUCAAGAGCACUGAUCCUGCUGAACGGAAUUGGGCGCAAAUUGAAAAAGAAACCCUAGCUGUGGUGUUCGGUCUUGAACGAUUUUACCAGUAUACGUAUGGCAGAAAAGUCAUAGUACAGAAUGACCACAAGCCUCUGACCUCAAUCCUGAAGAAACCUCUGAGCCUGACCCCAAAAAGACUACAAGCACUGAUGCUACGAGUUCAUCGCUAUGACAUUGAAUUUCACUACAUCCAAGGAAGUCAACUUUUUAUUGGCGACACCCUCCGCCGAGCUUUUCUUGAUGUUCCUGACGCACAGGUGAGAGUCAUGAAAGUAAACGCUUUGAAAGGAGUGCCAGAUGAGCGAAUCCGGGAGCUACAAGCGGCUACCGCACAGGACCAAUGUAUACAGUCUCUGUUGAACACUAUAAAAGAUGGUUGGCCAGAAAGCAAGAAGGAUGUACAAAAUGAUCUGAGGCCAUAUUUUGAUGUGCGAGACAAAUUGAACAGGAGAGUGGGAAUAUGGCGUCGAGUAUUGGGGUUUAGCAUCACCAGUCUCAAUACUAUGUUCGACAUGGUUAACUCCGCAGAAUGGAGCUCCUGGUAACAUAAAAAAAUGGGCGUGAUCGCGAAUAAGAAACUCAAGUUCAGUUCUUUGGGUGGUGGUGAGAUUGCAAUUGUCAUGCAAAUGGAUGGCUUCAACAACCAUAUCUUUGUAAUCUUCAGACAAUGGAUCUAAUGUGGUGUCACUUCACUUAAAGGAGGUAAAUCACGGCUCUCAUCACUCAAUAUCAAAUGAUUUGCACGGUAAAUGUUAGUUAAUUGACUAAAACUUGGUUCACUGUUUUUACGAAAUGCAUUAUUCAUCUCUUUCUGGGCAUGGAGUGGGUUAAAACUUUGAAAUGGAUGGGGUAAAUUAUCAUGACAAACUUUUGCUUGCUUGUGUUGAGCUUUACGGUAAAGGUUUUGAUGUAAUUGUACUUGCUCAAAUUGUUCAACCACAGCUUCACAAGCCAUAUCUGAGGCUGUUUCGGAUGCUGCUUUUGAGAAGUCAGCUUGAUGUUCAUCAGUCAUUUGUGUGAUGUCGGCAAUCACACCAACAGGUAAAGUCUCGGUAUGCUUGCUUUGAUUAUAUACAGCAAGGUUGACAUAAAACUUCUGCUCUGGUUCAAUUUCUACAUUGUUGGGUUCUUCAAGAAACUUGCUACUACUGCAUUUAACAUUGACAAAAGUGGUCUUAAAUGCAUUAGUCUCGUGCUGUAUUUGAUCAAGGUUAAUCGGACCAGGAAUAACAUGUGCAUAUGUAGGGGUAAAAAGAGGACUAGAUUCAAUCCAACUUCCAUUACCCAAUGACUGUAUUGUGUCGGCUAUCAUACUAGACAAGGCAGGUGAAAGGAUCAUACUACCAAUAGUAGCAACAAUUACACAGACUUUGAUAAUGUUAAUACCAGGUGAUAAUUUUUGAGAGGUUUCUACUACUGCACUCAAGGAUACGACAUUGGUUUCGACUCUUCCAGAAGGACGGACAGGAGGUUCCCGUGGGCACUUUACAGCAAAUUUCAUUUGGGGAUGUUUAAAACUUACAAUUCGUUCUUGGUGUUUAACAAUUGCAUCUGUGGCUUCUAUAUGAUUGUUACCAAACAAAACAUGCCAAGGUAACUUGGGUACAACCAACAUGGUAUGUACUGAAGAUUUUCCAGGGCCCCAGGUUAUAGGAAUAUCUUGUAGGGCGAUCCCUUGUAAAACAGCAUCUUCAUAAUUAGAAACAUUAAUUGCAACUGGCUUGGUAAGCUUAGUCAUUUUCAGGUCUGGAUGCAUUUGUUGGACACGUUCUGCAUGGAUCAAACUACAAAGCGACACUGAGCAACAACUAUCAAGAGGCGGCGAAAGUUCAACACCGGCUGAUUAGACUUCGCCCACAUUAUAAACGUCUUGCUCAAGUCAGGAAUUUCAACAGAAUCAGCUGCAACGAAUGGCAUGCCAAAUAGGGGAUAAUCACUGGCUGGUGGGUUAUUGUCAGCAGGGGUGGUGGGUGGGGUAGGGGGUUUUGGAUUUGGAAGUACAGUUUCCAAUUUAGAGCAAAGACUAUCAAAUUAUGCCUGAAACUUACUUGAUAGCUUUUCUUUCAGUUGGCUUUGUGUAGGCAACUUAUCUUCUUUAUGUAACAGUUAUUUACAUCCAUUCUUUUUGCAAACCAGACACACAUGUUGUGGAUGAAACUUGCAUUGAUUAUCAGGAAGUAAGCAGCGAGGAACAGCUCGUUGAUUCCACUGGAGGCAGGCACACUUCGGUUUGACUGGAAGUAUUUCGUUCUUGGUUUGUCCCAGGAUUGUACAAAACAGGACAGUUUCUUUUGAAAGGACAAGGUUGAUUACAGUUGUAACAGGAUUUGGGUUUUAACAUAGCUUUGUCUUCACGAAAUGGGUCAAAAUAGUCUACUAAAAGGAGAGGUAAUGGGGGAAAACUUUGUUCAAAUCUGUUAGCAGCGUCAAUUACUUCCGAUAGAGAAGAAUACUUGGAGUCUCGGCUCAUCAGAGCUUUCCCAAUUUCCGGUCGAAGAUGUCUCAGGUCGAUAUCAUCAUUCGUGCCUGUAUAGUGUAUUCCAGGAAUACAUUUAUCGAGUUCGUGUUGAAUGUCACAAAAUCGAUGAGCAAAAGUUGAAACAGGUACUGCUUUACUUUGUCGGAGGUUGUAGUCGACUUGAAGUAAUUCACGUAUACGUUCAUCUUUAGGUUUUCCACGUUUCUUAACUAACGAUGCUUUGACAAGGUUAAAGUACGUUUCAUACUGUUCCAUAGUAAUAUUGGUAGGGUCCUCUCCAAGAGCAUGUUUACAUUCUUCUUCAGCAAACACAACAGAAUCAUAAGCACGUAAAUCUUGCAGUACCUGUUGUUUAAGAUUGGUUGUCCAAUGUUUAGCUGCAAAUCCAGAAGAUUUUAAUAGCGUCGUAAGCUGGUCAAAAAAACCAGGGUUUAUUUUAAGAAAAGUUUAGAACUGCACAUAUUAGGGAUGUUACGAAGCAUCACGUUUUUGACUAGGGGAUCAAAGGAUGUUUGACUGCAUGGCUAUGGGGGUCAAAGGAUUUUUAUCUGCAGUAUAUUUAAAGUUGUAAAUGUAUAGUUAGCGUUGCAAAUUAUGAUAUUAUACUCUUAAUUUGUAUAUUGGUGACAGAAUAAAGGUGUGGUUGGGUGAGCCAGACAAACUCGAUUCCGGAUGGGGAAACUUUGGGGGUGUCCCCCCAAAUUUUGAAUUUAGAGGCUCGUAAGUUCCGAAAAAGAUUUGUUUCACCCAACCAUCCACAAAAACUGUUUCAAAACAUGUAACUGGAAAUCAUGAAUACUCAAUAUAUAAUAACCUUAGGCAGUAAAGAAUAUUAUGUUCUCCAACACUAAUCUCUUUUGGAUAGCUUCGCUCGCCCCAACGUUACCUCCUGUCCCAUUACCCCAGCACGUAUGUGAUUUGUGAGGAAAUUAUGAAGGUCUGGUGGUCCUCUCCGAGAAAACAUUUAGAUUUUUGAUGCUCAAUGACAGCAUUUCUGGCAUCUGGAGCAUCCACUAAAUGAGAAGACUGUUUUGAGGUUAUAUUUUUGUUAAUUUGGUGACUGCACAUUUGAGUUUUAAGGACUGCACAAAUGGGUUUAGAACUGCACAUUUUGUGUAGAACUGCACGUUAAAAUAAACCCUGAAGAAAACGGUCAAGUUGUUCGUCAGGCUUACCUGUAUAGCGAGGUAAAACCACUUGAGUCAACUUCAAAGUGUCAACAUGGCUUGAACUUGGCGAAUUGGUGGCUAAAUUGCGACGGUUUUCGCGAGUGCUUCGAUGUGUUGUCGAUUUGCUCCUUGGGCAUCGUAUUGGUUUGUAAGCUGAGACUUUACCACGUCAGCUAGUCCUUUAUUGAUCCUUCGGAGUUCCUCAACUGUCACCAUACUGUAUUUAGUUCUUGUUACAAACGAUGUAAAAAAUCCUCUAAAAUUCUGUUAAAACGAUUUGCAUCCUCCACCAAUUGUAGUAGUCAGAGUGUAUAAACAUACACUUUAUUAAUAUCCACAACAAUAUAAACAAUACAUGAACAAUCAACGAAAUAAUAUAGUUUUUCUUCUACGACAUUAUCAUAAUAUAAACUAGCGGCCAUUGAGUCCAUGUGCUCUGUCUCCACCUGUUCGCAGGUUGUCUUCCCUAAAAUCUUACUACAAGGAUGAAUUCCUAAAAAAGGGCCCUGAUUGGAAAACUUUCUGAAGGAUUGUUCAAAACUCUAUCUGAUAGACCUUACGCAUAAUGACGUCACAAGGCUUGAUGCCCGCGAGGAAUGCGGGUCUCAGUAGUCAUCGCCCGGGAAAAUUAAACAAUUCAAAAUGGCCACUAUCGAAAUUUUCCCGGGCUACGACUAUUAAGACCAGCAUUGCUCGCGGGCAUCAAGCCUUGCGACGUCAUUAUGCAUAAGGUCUAUUACAAUGCUUAUAGUAAUAGAAACUAAAAAUCCCAUGCUCUUUAACUCGGAUUGUCCUAACGGUAAUUUCGUUAUAUCUUUACUUGGAAUAGACGUUUAAACGUUCAUAUAUACAUGUAACUACAGGAGGAAGAUGUGUUUUAUCUUUAAUAUCGUUGUUCUUACAACUUCUUCCAGUUCUUUGCGACAAAUUUCAACACUUUUUUAAACUGAAUACUAAAGUACUUAGUUCUUUGUAGGUUUGCAUAGCGAUAAAACAUAUAAUACUAUUGUUUGUAGAAACACCUCGUAAAUUUAUUGCUGCAAAGCUUUCGAUCCGUAAGCCCCGAAUCUUUUUGGCGGUUGAUAGUCAUAAGUUCUUUCGCAAAAUGAGAGAAUCAAUUGAAAUUGAGAAGCACAAUACUUAUAGAUCAGGAGGAAAGAUAGUUCGUGGCGUACUCUCUUUAAUGUCCAAAGUUAAUAUCUCUUGUCUUGGAUGCGCGCACGUUAAUUAGAUUCACUUCACCUAAAAUGGCGUGUUUGAUAUACCGUUUAAUUAAAUUUCAAAUGACGCAAGCCAACAGAUCACAACACUUUGGUAUAUAACAGGGCGUGUGAACUGAACAAGUUACAUAUUAUUAGCACCACAGAGCAGAUAUAUAUACAGAGUUAUAACUAGUGUACCCUCUUUUUUGCGCGAAUGCUCGGCAAGUUACAUACCUUGUGCAUGCAUCUGAUUGGAUGGCGAUGCGCUCUAACUGCUCACGGAACUUGUCACAUUUUUUGCUCGGUCGCCUGAAAAAUAGUGGGUACAUGAAAACAUAAACUUCCGCAGUGUUUACAGUUACAGCUCGGUGAUAAAUUUAGGUUGUUGACAACUAUUAAUAAUUAUAUUCUCAUCAAUGUUAUUCAUUUUCCACAGCAUUUGUUUAUCCAACUGAAGCAUACUUUCAGGGCCGUAGUUAGAACGAUAAUUGGGGGGUGGGGGUAUGUAUAUUCAUAUAUUCGUGUUCUGCCCGACGGAUUUCUUUUGAAAUCGAUUGCUUUUACGUUAUGUAAACAUGAAUAUAUGAAUAAUAUGCACCCCCCCCCCCCCAAAUUAUCGUGUAUAGCUACGGCCCUGCAUACUUUUAUUCACAGCGUUCCUAUUUAUUAGGAAAAAUGGGAACUGCAUGGAAUUUCAAAGUUCGAUAUUUUGGUCGAACAAAGUCCCUAGUCUAGUCUAGUCACUAGUCACUUUUGUUUUUUAAAUGUUGAUUUCCCAUGGCUUUUCGCUACGAGAUGUACACGAAUAUUUUCACUUCCUGCGCCUUUUGACUGGUUAAAUUAAAAUAAAAUAAAAUGUGAUGGUGGGUGGUAAACGACUUGAUAGACAUUUGUAUCAGGCGUUCAUUUUCAAUGCCUGAUCGCAGGUAACAUGGACAGAUACUAAAAUCACAAUAUCAUGCUAUUUUAUCUGAAAUAUCAAGCAAUGUUUAGAUACGACGAGGUUCAGGAUAUUCACUAGCACUUCCCUCACCAAGAACUCCAGUAUUUCGAGUAAAGAUUAGAUUCCAUUCCAUAACUUCAAAAUGCAAUUUCUCCUCCGCUGCAGGGUGAGUAAAAAAACAAUUAGAAGGUACUCCGGCACGAAAUAACUAGUUAUGAAAUUCACAGCUUUCAAAACUGUUCUCGACAACACACCCAAGUAAGUCAUCUUGGCUAUAGCAGAGCCUUUUUAACAUACACGAAAUCGCAUUUUGCCCCCCCCCCCCCUUUACGCUUUUUCCUUUUUCCUUGUUUAACAAAAUCGAUUUAAAUUGUUGCGUUUUUCCACCACUAAGUGAUGAUAAAUUACUGUUAAUAAUUUUUUAUUUUUUUAUUUUUUGUGCGUUUUUCCCUUCUUUUAUUUCAAAUACAAGUAUAGUACUAGUAAGCAUGGAAUUUAGAGCAAAUGUGGAUGCUCAGAAUGCAGGAAAUGGCAUUCCAGGCUUCAAAUUUCAAACAUUUUCUAGUGGAGUAUGCCCUGACACACGUGGCCUUCGGCCAUUGCUAUCUCUCUCUACUAAGUAAUGAUAAAUUAUGGUUAUUAAUAUUUUUUGCGCGUUUUUUCCUUCAUUUAUUUCAAAUACAAGUAUAGUUAGCAUAAAUUUUAGAGCAAAUUUGGAUGCUCAGGAUGCAGGAAAUGGCAUUUCCAAGCUUUACAUUUCAAAAAUGUCAUUGAGGAGUACGCCCCAGACCCCCCUAGGGAUUCAUGCGUGGUAUGUCGGCCCCACACGUGGCCUUCAGUCAUUGGUACCCCCUCUAAUAUAUUAACUCACAGAAAGGUCCCUUUUCAAAGUACCCCGCCUCGGGAAAAUCCUUAAAAAAGACCCUGGGCUAUAGAGCCUCGUUUGUGGUAUUCGACAUGUUCGGCUCUGUUACAUGCACGAAGACGAUCGAGAUUCCAUCGGCAAAAUGACGCGCUUUCCAGAAGGGAAUAUUCUGAUCACAAUACUAGGGACUUCCUUAUUUGUGUGAUAAGUGAAUAGUAUAAAGAUAACCUAAAGUUGAAAAUCUAUUAAAGAGGACAUCGUUGUAUUAUUACAAAUUUAAAGUUCACUGCUUGCAAAUAAAUCCACUUCGAAAUUAUAUUAAAUAUAUGAAAUAAUAUUUCUCUGAAUAUAUUCAGCACUCAAGUUUUAAUACGGUCUUGCUUCAGGAAAAUAUCGGCCGCCAUCUUUAAUUGUAGACUUAAGCCGGGUUCGUGCUAUUAAAGUUUCGGUGAUUACAGUAAGUCUGGAAUUGUGCAUACAAAAAUUAUAAGUUUUGAAGGAUUUGUAAGAAAUGCUUGAGGAACGCAGUGUUAUACAUUAAUCAGUUUGCUCAAACAUUUCUAAUCAAUGUUCCAAAAAUUCCUACAGUGAUCACAGAAACUUUGAUAGUGGUACCCAGCCUCAGCAUCAUGACCUCAAUAAUGUAAACAGAGAUAUAUUUAAUAUUUGUAUCGCAAGGAGUUCACAAAGUAUGACUAAGCACGCAUACUGUAUUAUAUUUUCAAUAAGUGCGUCUGAUUGUUUCUGGAAAUGUUGAGUUUGAUUAUUAUCAUGUACAGAACGACAAAUGUGAUAUAUUCAAGCAAAAACAUGCAUUUUCAACAAGCAGAAUCACUUAUAAAAAAUUCUAACCCUUCAUUUAAAGUGUAAUAACAACUGCCGCCACAUCAAUUUUAAAAGAUAUCCAUUGCUCUUAUCCUCCACGUGAAUGUCUACUUUCACUUUCGUUAGUGUUUUAUGAUAUUACCAAUAUUUCCUUUGGCAAGUCAGUAUUCAGCACAAUAUUGGACUAACCUCAUGAGAUUAAUCAGGACGAAAGACUGCUAGAGGACUAUAGCUUUUUCUUGGAUAUACCUACUUUGCCGAUAAAAGCGCUCAUUUAUGAAAGAUUAUUAUUAUUAUUAUUAUUAUUAUAGAAAGAUUACACAUUGAAUAGCUACAGUAGGUAACUAAAUUAGAACGCGCAUUACAUAUAUAUAGAAAAUAUACAUUAAUUACUGAACUAUCUACAUUAGGUAUUAUAAAAGUUUCAAAUGAGAUAUUUAUAUUAAAAAAAGAGAGUUAUUAACAAAGGUUCAAAUGGCGAAACAAAUGGACUGAUCCAAAAACUAUCACUACGUGUUAAAAAUGUUUCGAUAAAAAUAUAUAAAGUUAUAUUAUAUAUUAUAUUAUAAAAUAGAGUUAUUAUAGAGUUCAAUUGACGAAACGAUUGGACUGUUCCGAAAACGUUCUGUUCUGUAGUGGUAAUUGUAAAACAAUUGACCAUUCUGACGUGUAACCCUUUGCCGUACCUUGCAAAGUUUAUUAGGAAGAAGAUGGUGCAGUUUGUGUUGCGGGUCAGACAUUUUACUGAUAAGAUCAAUGCACAUAGUAUUGCGACGUUGUUCAAGCGUAUGCAUUCCAGCUUUCAACAAUAACUUUUCGUAAUCUUUUUCGGAAUAAAUUAUUCUCAAAGCCCUUCUUUGUACUUUCUCAAUACUGCUGCUCUGUGCUUUAGUAAGGCCCCCAUGCCAGACUUGCGCUCCAUAUUCAAGUGUCGGCCUGAUGGCAGAGAUGUAAAACCGUUUCAUAUCAAUCUUGUCAGCACCGUAUUUCUUUAAAGUUUUUAAUAAAAAGAGUCGCUUAACUGCUUUCCCUAUUAUAUAAUCAGUAUUAGUUUGCCACUUUAAAUUAUCGUCAAUCCAUAAGCCCAAUAGUUUGAAAGUUGAAACCCUUUCCAACGUUGUAUCAUUGAAUGUUAGUGGUGGAAUAACUGUUUUGUUCUGACGGAAGUCUAACUGCAUUUCCUUACAUUUUUUCAGGUUCAACUCCAUUUUUUGAGACGUGGCAAAAUCCAUAACUUUCAUAAUAUUAUUGUUCAUAUUCCCAACUUGCGUACCCGAGACAUGAUCACGGACGUUAAUAAUCUCUGACAAUGUUGUAUCAUCCAUGAAAAGAGUGAGGUCAUCAUCACCAUCAUCAUUAUCAUCAUUGCUUGAAUUAGUCAAACUGCUCUCGGUAUCUUUUAUCACUGCCUUCAGUCCGUUAAUGUGAACGACGAACGCGAUUGGACCAAUACGACUACCUUGGGGAACUCCCCCAUUAAUCAUGCAUCUUGUAGAAAGUUCGUUACCAAAUCCUGUGACUUGCAUCCUCUUACUCAGAUAUGACCCCAACCAGCCAAUAAGCCCCGGUCUGACUCCAAUUUUACAACAGUUGUCUAAUAGCAGGUUGUGAUCAAUAAGAUCAAAUGCCUUGCGAAAGUCCAAAAACACAAUUCGUAUUACUCGUUGUGAUAAGUCCAACGCUUUAUUCCAUUUGUGUAGAAGGUGAACGAGUGCAAGAACUGCUGACGAGCGUGGGACACCACCAUACUGUUCCUUACAAAUUUUAGACUCAAUAUCGUCAUACAUCCAAUCAACCACGUAAGACUCCUGUAUUUUUGAAAUUGUGCUAGUGAGAGCUAUUGGUCUUAUUUCAUCCAGAUUCGUGCACGGUUCCACUUUUGGUAUAGGUGCUAGGCGGAACUCUUUCCACAGUUUUGGAAACACCUUCUGCCCAAAUGAUGCAUUAAAAAUGUUUGCUAAUGGGACGGCAAAAGAAUGCGCAAACAUUUUGAUUAUCUUGAGGUAGGGGUCGUUUGGACCGGGAGCUUUGUGAGACUGAAUGGACAAAAGCUUUUUCGCAACGCUUUCGGGUGUAACAGUCGGCAAGACAUCUGAAUGACCGUACAAUGACCAUCUGGAUUGAAUUUCUGGGAAAUCAUUUGUUAGAUCUGCAAAAAAC
This is a messenger RNA of Paramuricea clavata, 12226 nucleotides long. The record is from the annotation of a GenBank genome assembly. Lineage: Eukaryota; Metazoa; Cnidaria; Anthozoa; Malacalcyonacea; Plexauridae.